This is a messenger RNA of Erythranthe guttata (spotted monkey flower), 1846 nucleotides long. RefSeq names its product BOI-related E3 ubiquitin-protein ligase 1. Lineage: Eukaryota; Viridiplantae; Streptophyta; Magnoliopsida; Lamiales; Phrymaceae. Gene Ontology annotation, molecular function: ubiquitin-protein transferase activity. The record is from RefSeq and is a predicted model, not a curated record.
GUGGUAGAAACCGAAACCCAAAACCUAAAACCGAAAGUAACCGUUACCAAAAUCAAAGAAAUGAAGAAAAAGUAAAACACACGAUUCGAAUUUCAGUGGUUGGGAGGGGUAAAAAGGAAGCCGGCCGUACAUUCAGAGACAGUGCAAAAAAUGAAUGACCCAAAGAAAGAGAAAAACAAACCACCAUUGUAGAGAGAGAAAGCAAAAGUAUAGGCCAAAACAUGGUGAAGAAGAUUUCUUCAACACCGACUACUCCUCUUCUUGAUUCCCCCCUCUCUCUCUCUCACACACACACACACAACUACACACAUUCAACAAUGCCCAUCACCAUUACCAACGAAAAUGGCGAUUCCUUCUUUUCUUUUUAUUUUUUAUUUUUUUUAUUUUUUAUUUAUUUAUUUCUCUCUUACCCGAAACAACAAUAACAACUACAACUCCACAACCAUCCAUCCACUUUCAUUAUUAUGGCAAUUAUUAUUUCUUUUUCCCCCUUCUCUCUCUCUCUCUCUCUCUCUCUCUCUCUCUUUAUUAUUUUUAUUUAUUUAUUAUUUAUUAUUGGCUGUAGCACCACCAUCCCUUCUGCCCAUUUCCCUUUGUUGAAAGAAGGAAACUUUGAGUAAAUUACACUGUAAAUCUUUUCUGGGUUUUUUCAGAUUUUCCCCCUUUUUGCUUUUGUUGGAUUGAAUCGGAGCUGAUUUUUCUUGGAAAAUGCUAGGAGGAGGAACAACAACUAAUGGAAACACGGGGUUCGCCGGUUUCUUGGAGGAAAAUCGGGUCCAGUACGAGAAUAACACAUUGCCUCAAUUAGAGUUAUUUGGGCAUGUUCCCGUACAAUGCGGUGGCGCCAUGAACUAUACCGUGAACCGGCAUCACGGGCCCACCGACAAUCAUCACCUUAUUACCAGAGUUAAGGAAGUAGAAGCCGUGCCGAUGCAGCAGAAGCUUCACAUAUCUUUGAAUAACAACUUUUGUCAGGAUGAAACGGGCCGUGUGAGAGCCGUUUUAAAUCAUAAUCCCGUUUCGACCGGGCUCAAACUCUCUUGUGAGGAAGAAGAGCGUAUUUCCUCCGUUACUUCUGCGUGUGAGAAUAUGAAAACCGGUGCCCCGGUUAUGCUUUCUCUUGGUAACACUGUUAAAAUGGAGAUUGAUCGACAGACUGACGAGUUCGGCCGAUAUAUUAAACUUCAGGAAGAGAAUAUCUUGAAGGGCGUAAGAGAGAUAAACCAAAGGCACACCGUAUCUCUACUAAACGCCCUCGAAAAAGGAGUGAACCGUAAAUUGCACGAGAAGGAGAUCGAGAUCGAGAAUAUGAACCGAAAGAACAAGGAGCUAGGCGACAAGAUAAAGCAAGUCGCCAUGGAAGCGCAGUCGUGGCAUUACAGGGCAAAGUACAACGAAUCGGUAGUGAACGUACUGAAGAGCAAUAUUCAGCAGCUCAUCGAACAGGGGCCCGCCCUGGCUAUGGAAGGUUCCGGAGACAGUGAGGUGGACGAGGCGGUUUCUUGCUCGAAUCAGCCGAGGGCUGCGAUUGGUGGAAAUAGUCGAGAGUUGAAAUGCAGAGGUUGUAACGGUAAAGAAGUGUCGGUUCUGAUAUUGCCUUGUCGGCAUUUGUGCCUGUGUGUCGAUUGUGAAGGGUUUGUUCGUGUUUGCCCUGUUUGCCAGGUGAUCAAGACUGCGAGUGUUCAUGUGUAUAUGUAGUUGUUCGUAAGAACUACUCGGGUUUUUCUUUUUCUUUUUUUUUUCACAAAAUCAAGAUUUGCCUUGUGAUUUUUAAAUUGAAAUGGAUUUGUUGUUCAAUCUGUUUGUGCAAUCAUUGAAAAUAUAUAAUUGUGUCACAUACGGUUUA